CAGGGUUUCCGUCACAACAAUGUGCUUCACGGCAAUCAUUUCCGAAAGGACUGGCAGGAGCGAGUCCGUACCUGGUUCGAUCAGGCAGGCCGCAAGCACUCUCGCCGUGCCGCGAGAAAGGAAAAGGCGGCAAAGACUGCACCUCGACCGCUCCAGCUCCUCCGACCUGCAGUGAGAUGCACCACCGUCAGAUACAACAUGCGCAUCCGUCAGGGCCGUGGCUUCUCGCUCGAGGAGCUCAAGACUGCUGGCGUAAACCGCAAGGAAGCGCUUUCGAUCGGCAUCCCUGUCGACCACCGUCGCCGCAACCGAUCUGAAGAGAGCCUGAAGCGCAAUGUCGAGAGACUCACUGCCUACAAGGAGCGACUCAUCGUUCUGCCUCGCAAGCACUCUGGCAAGAAGGCAAAGAAGGUCGAGAAGCCAUCUAUCGUAUGUUUCUCGAGGGAAGCACGCGCGAUCUUGCGUCGAUCCUACCUCUGCCAUCCGGCAUUACCUCAGAGGAGCCACGAGCCAUCACCAGCGAGGAGAAGGAAUUCGAUGCUUACAAGACCCUUCGCAAUGCUCGCGCUUCCCAGCGCUUCGCAGGCAAGAUCGCAGCUCGUGCAGCAAAGAAGGCAGAGGAGGACGCGGCCAAGAAGAAAUAGUCGCCUUGCGACUGGCUCGAUCUACGCUCACCCUGUCACUCUUGUACCAUGCAAAGCUGGCGCUCGGCAGAGAGCGCAAGCGCACUCACAACAAGACUUGGACCGACAACGACGCCCUCGAUAUUAA
This is a messenger RNA of Mixia osmundae IAM 14324, 771 nucleotides long. RefSeq lists its product as uncharacterized. Gene Ontology annotation, biological process: translation. Lineage: Eukaryota; Fungi; Basidiomycota; Mixiomycetes; Mixiales; Mixiaceae. Gene Ontology annotation, molecular function: structural constituent of ribosome; RNA binding. The annotation marks the transcript as partial. Gene Ontology annotation, cellular component: ribosome; cytosolic large ribosomal subunit. The record is from RefSeq and is a predicted model, not a curated record. The transcript has 4 exons.